Molecule: messenger RNA, 3300 nt
Organism: Penicillium samsonianum
Lineage: Eukaryota; Fungi; Ascomycota; Eurotiomycetes; Eurotiales; Aspergillaceae
Exons: 5
Coding region: 1-3300 (1099 amino acids)
Biological process (GO): lipid metabolic process
Molecular function (GO): protein binding; ADP binding
Source: RefSeq, a predicted model, not a curated record
AUGACACAACUCAACUCCGAGCGUGAGGGUGGUCAACUGCUAAAGCCUUGUGAUGUCUUCGACCUGAUCGGAGGUACAAGUACAGGAGGACUCAUUGCUAUAAUGCUAGGACGGCUGGAAAUGGGUAUCGACGAGUGCAUCCUUGCAUACACUGAAUUGAUGGAAUCGGUCUUCAGCGAGAAAAUGAACAAUGUUCCAGUUGACUGGUCUGGGAAUAUCAAGUCACAGUACGACAGCAAGAAACUCAAAAGAGCGAUUGAAAAUGUCAUUAGGCGUGUUGGUCUAUCUCCAGCCGACCUGAUGGAUGAUGGAAAGCCCCGUCGCUCCAAAGUUUUUGUCUGCACAACCUCCAAAGACACAUUACAAGUCACACGACUUCGAAGCUAUUCUGUACCGAAUGAGAACACGUUACCGGCGACCAUUUGCGAAGCAGGCUUGGCAACAUCCGCUGCAACAAGAUAUUUUGACCCGGUGUCGAUCGGAAAUCGCCAAUUUGUUGAUGGUGCAUUCGGCGCCAACAAUCCCAUUGAAGAAGUAGAGGAAGAAGCGGCUGAUAUUUGGUGUACCACAAGCCGAGACCUGAAGCCAUUGGUAAAAUGUUUCCUUUCGAUUGGCACAGGAAACCCUGCCCAAGUCUCUAUUGAUGACAAUGUGCUCAAGUUUCUCUCAAAGACAUUGGUCAGAAUGGCAACUAAACCCGAGAGCACCGAGCGUCGCUUUAUGGCUCGAUGGAGCAAUGAGGUAAAGGAAAAACGUUACUUUCGGUUCAAUGUUGAGCAGGGACUGCAGCAAGUUCACAUGACGGAGUUUGAGAAGCAGAGCGUCAUUGAGUCUGCGACAUAUGCCUAUCUGCAUCAAUCCUCCCAGAAAGCUUGGGUCCGUGAUUGCAUCCUGAAACUUUCAGGCAAAGAGGGAAAGACUGAUGUUGACUUUGAAACAACCAUGCGGGAGUUUCAAUCUCGAGUUGUUCGCAAUCGAAUCUUGCAAACAAUACAUCCAUUAAGCAACCAUGCUCCAACCAGGGUCCCAUCCUGGGUUGUUCCUUUCGAGAGAAACUCCCGAUAUGUUGACCGGGAGGUGGUGGGAAAAGUAAAAAGAAGAUUGUUUAUUAACAACAAAUGGGAGAGGAUUGCCAUAUUUGGUCUUGGAGGAGUUGGCAAGACUCAGAUUUCUUUGGAGCUUGCAUAUCAAACAAGAGAGUUGUAUCCAGAUUGUGCCAUCUUCUGGAUCCCUGCCGUUGAUAUGGAAAGCCUUCAGCAUGCUUACCAGACGGUGGCGGAUCAACUUGGAAUUGUCCUUGCUGACCCCAAUGAGGAUGUGAAAAGUCUGGUGAAAAGUCACCUCAGCAAACCAAGUGCCGGAAGAUGGCUGCUGAUUUUUGACAAUGCUGAUGAGAUCAAUAUGUGGAUCGAAAGCAAAGAUUUCACAACAGGCAGACUCAAGGAAUACCUUCCUGCGAGUAACCAAGGUGCCAUUGUCUUCACGACUAGAAGCAAUAGAGUCGCGCAGUACCUCGCAGAUACAGAUAUCAUUGAGAUUCCUGAGAUGGAUGAGCACAAGGCGACCGACGUUUUACGAAACUCUUUGGUCGAAAAGAACCUGCUGCAGGACAUCAACAGUACCCAAAAGCUCCUCAGCCGGUUAACGUUUCUCCCUUUGGCCAUUGUUCAGGCUGCUUCAUUCAUCAACGAAAACAGAAUGACCCUCACAAAAUACGUUGAGCUUUUGGACGGGCAAGAGCAGAGUGCCAUCGACCUGUUGAGCGAAGAUUUUGAUGACAAAGGUCGAUACAAAAGCAUUCGCAAUCCUGUUGCGACUACAUGGCUUACAUCCUUUGAGCAAAUUCAAAGGCAGAAUCCCUUGGCUGCUGACUAUCUCUGCUUCAUGGCCUGCCUUAAAGAGAAGGAUAUCUUGAUCUCGUUCUUUCCUCCAGCAUCAAACGUCGAACAGCAAAAAGCGAUUGGUGUCCUCAGCUCUUAUUCCUUCGUACGCGUGAGGCAUGAAGGAUCUCGCCUCGAUAUGCAUCGUUUGGUUCAUCUUGCAACAAGAAACUGGCUACAGUCAAUCGGCUCACUGCGGGCGUGGCAAUUGUAUGUAUUGAAUUGGUUAGCUGCGCACUUCCCCCUGGUUGACCAAUCGAAUCGGAGUCAAUGGCGAGCAGCAAUACCUCAUGCUCUCCAGAUACUCAGUCUCACGGCGAGCGAAAAUCAGCUUCCUGCCAGAGCCCAUGUUUUAAACGCGGUAGCCAUAUGUCUCAUCAAGGACGGAAGAUACAGAGAAGGUGAGAAGCUUUUCAGUGAAGCUCUCGAAAUUUCAGAGACACUUCAUGGCCCUGAAAAUCCAUUUACACUAGCUGUUGGUAGCGGACUGGUUGGUAGCUACUCGCUUCAAGGCAAGUCAGCGAAAGCGAUCAAACUAUGCGAGGAGAUACUAGAAAAGAAGACAAAGCUUCAUGGUUCUGAGAGCCUCGAAGCUACUCGUGCUAUUCUCCGCUUAUCGUGCGUAUACCGCGAGAAUGGUGAUCAUUACAAAGCUCAAGAGCUUUGCAGGAAAGCCAUCCCACACUUCCUCAAAGCCCUUGGUCUAGUCUCUGAUGAGACAAUGGAUGCGAUCUUUAUCCUGGUCAUGGCCUAUAUCUUCUAUGGACAGUUCUCGGAUGCGACGGAAUUAUCUUUACAAUCAUUGGAUAUCAACAAAAAGGUAUUUGGGGCAGACCAUCCUCGAACGGUCGGGAUUAUAGUCGGAAUGGCUCGGAUGUACAUGGAGCAAUGGCGGCUAAAAGAGGCCGAAGCGCUGAUAACAGAAGCAAUUGAGAUCCUUAAGCGCAUAUAUGGGCCUGAACAUCCUGAAACAAUCUCGACAAUGAUGUUGCUAGCUAGGGCAUGGGAGUAUCAGGGUCAAUACAAACAGGCCAUUGUCAUGCAGACAGAGUGUAUUCGGAUCAGUAGUCAAUUGCAUGGUUCAGAUCACUGGGUUACCCAGAUGUAUCGCACAGAAUUGGAGGAAUUGAUGAACCCCAAAACACUCAAUUCCUUCAUGAUAAAGCAUUGGACUUACUUCCGCCGUGCGCACAUGAUGAGAGACCGGAGGGCCCGGUAUCCCAAAGUCCAAGUAUUGGGUCGCUGGGUUUCGCGACCGGCAAAAAGUGACCCCUUGCUUCGCGAAAUCCAGGAAGCAGUGGAAGGUCUGACCAUAGAAAGACAGGUUUCGAAUGGUGCAGCCACUCUAGUUGAUGGCCAGACAGCCGAAAAAGAUCCUUUGACGGGACCAUUCCAACAACCCUCCCAAUCAUCUGUUUGA